AUCAAAAGAUACUUCUUUACUCUUUCAUUUAACGCCUAAUACAUCGCUACGCCUAAUUCGAGAAAGCUCUUCCACAACUGCGUCAUAGUGGAUCGACGACUUGCUGCUUGACUGCGCCAUAGUUUCGGCCUUCCAGAUCAACGAAUUCUUACUUGGAUUCUCCAUAUUCAUCUAAAGGCAGCCGCCAGCCCAAGUCCAAAGAAAUAGAGAGAGAAAGAUUGAACGGACGACCGAGCCGACGACGCCUCUUUUGCACCGCGCCCCGCCUCCACGACUGAAGUGCCUGACGCAGACUACGCAGUCACGCGGCUCACCGCCUGUCCACCUCAGUGCCUCACCGAGUCACCGCCCACCUUUCACGGACUCACGGUCCCCUGCCCCUCACUGCCUCGGACCUCGGUACUAGAUGGAGGCUUUGGGCAGAUGAUAGCAAAAUAAGGCCUCUUGUUUAAUUCUGAAUAGGACCUCUAAUUUGCCAGGGCCGGCCCUGUUCCUCCCACUCCGGUCCAUCAGCUGUCCUGACGCCAGAUCGACGAAGUGGAUAAACUGUGAGGAGGGCAGACAGUCCAUUGCACAAUACGGGUCAAACACAGUGAACGGCAACGCUCGAGUUCAUGCUCUGUGGAUUGGGAGAAUACUAUAAAUGCUGAAAAAGAAUCUGAGCUUGCAUUGCGCUGAAGAACCCAUCCAAAGAGCAAAGAUUGUGCCAGACAUUACCCAAUCUACACUCUGUUUGAGCUGGAAAUACAUUUUGAGAGACCUAGGAUUUGUAUGUGGAUCAUAUUAACAUUUUGAAGACCUGUGCUAGUGAUUAACAAGUUGGGGGCAAACUAGACCGAAAGUGAAUAAUGGUGGUCGCUUCUGGAGGCAAUCCAUUUGCCAAAGAAAUGUCCAUACGUAAACGCAUUGGCAAUAUAUAUAAUAAAAGAGAAGAGGAUUUUCCUUCAUUACGGGAUUACAAUGAUUAUUUGGAAGAAGUAGAGAAUAUGGUAUGUGAUUUGAUUGAAGGAAUAGAUGUUCCUGCUAUUGAGGCAAAGAUUUCUCAAUACCAAAAAGAAAAUGCUGAACAAAUCAUGAUUUCUCAAGCUCGCAAGGCUGAGGAGUUGGCAGCAGCCUUAAGUAAGGGACCUUCCCGACAUGAUGGUGAUACAGCAGCAACCCAAAGUUCUCAAGCUGGGCCUAGUACUGUGCCACAUGGACAAUAUGCACCGGCAAUUGCUAUUGGCCAGCCACGCCCAACACAGCCUGUCCCAAUUGCGGCUG
Messenger RNA from Cuscuta epithymum, 1263 nucleotides. The record is from the annotation of a GenBank genome assembly. NCBI's taxonomy places the organism in Eukaryota, Viridiplantae, Streptophyta, Magnoliopsida, Solanales, Convolvulaceae.